Molecule: messenger RNA, 953 nt
Organism: Esox lucius (northern pike)
Lineage: Eukaryota; Metazoa; Chordata; Actinopteri; Esociformes; Esocidae
Gene: prdx2
Product: peroxiredoxin 2
Exons: 6
Coding region: 142-735 (197 amino acids)
Biological process (GO): removal of superoxide radicals; cell redox homeostasis; cellular response to stress
Cellular component (GO): cytosol
Molecular function (GO): thioredoxin peroxidase activity
Source: RefSeq, a predicted model, not a curated record
AUUUAAAAUUAAUGGGCAUCGGACGUCACUUCCAAAGCCCUUUGGCCACUGUAACUGGAUUCAAGAACAUAGAGGUCUACCCAGUCUACAGCAUUUAACACCAAACUUUAUUCUUGUAGCAAGCAAUCCAUCGUCACCAACAUGUCUGCUGGAAAUGCUAAGAUCGGCCAGCCAGCCCCUCCGUUCAAAGCCACGGCUGUGGUGGAUGGACAGUUUAAGGAUAUCCAACUGUCUGACUACAAAGGAAAGUACGUGGUGUUCUUCUUCUACCCUCUGGACUUCACCUUUGUUUGCCCCACGGAGAUCGUUGCCUUCAGCGACCACGCCGAAGAGUUCCGCAAGAUCGGCUGCGAGGUGAUUGGUGCCUCUACAGACUCCCACUUCAGCCAUCUGGCCUGGAUCAACACCCCCAGGAAGCAGGGGGGCCUCGGCCCAAUGAACAUUCCCCUGGUGGCUGACCUCACGCAGUCCAUCUCCAGAGACUACGGCGUGCUGAAGGAGGACCAGGGCAUUGCUUACAGGGGUCUGUUUGUGAUUGACGAUAAAGGCAUCCUGAGGCAGAUCACCAUCAACGACCUGCCGGUGGGCCGCUCCGUGGAGGAGACCCUGCGCCUGGUGCAAGCCUUCCAGCACACGGACAAACACGGAGAGGUUUGCCCCGCGGGAUGGAAGCCAGGCAGUGAUACCAUUGUCCCUGAUGUACAGAAGAGCAAGGAGUUCUUCUCCAAACAGUAACGCUGCACAACAACCGGACUGCAUCCAGAAUGGCACCCUAUUCCUGUUUAGCGCCCCAGGGUGUAGGAUAAGGUUACCCACUGGCCCUGGGUGUGUUUAGUUGAUUUUCAGUUGGGUGCCAUUCCCGACCCACACUCCGUCUGAGACGUCUGUCUUUUAUGUCCGAUUUGCUUACGUUCAGUUGGGUAUUCUCUCAUUAGCGGCAGUCUUUUGGCGUC